AAUAAAUUUAGGCGGUAUUAUAUAAGAACAAUACCUUCAAAAUUCUGCAAUCGUAAAAAAAAUAUUAAUUUUAACUUAAAGAAUUCGAAAUGUCCAGCGACCGGUAACAAUUGAAAAACUGCUUUGAAUGUUCCCCUAUCAACCCCUCCUUGGAACACAGGGAAUUUCCCAAUUUGCCGCAAUGUGAACACUUUCGGAGUGCGCCUUCUCCAUCCUGCUUGUCCCGUUCGUCCUGCUCGUGGUUUUCGGGACUCGGUUAACAUCGGAACGGUUACUUCAGCGAAACGGCGGAAACAACAAUACGGAAAAGCUCCGGCCUCGGUUGCCGCAGUCUCACAUGAAUUCCAAGUCGCGGCGCACGUGUUUGGUCCUUUGGCGGGGCUUCAACAUCGAGUCCUUAUCGCAGAGUGUAAACCAGCCAUCGCAUCGCAUCGCAACGCAAGGAUAACUCGUAGUUGCCGCUCUCGUUUGCGGUGUUGCGGUUUCUCGCGGAAGGCAACUUUUAAACGCCGUAGAACCACGUUUCGCACGUUUUUCCGAGUAGUGGGUGACACUGAAAAGGCAAAGGGGAUCGAUCGGGUUCGAUUUCAUUGAAUGUAAUGUGAUUAAGGGAAAGUGAAGUUCUCAAUUGGAGGCCGCUUUAUGCGGCCAGUGAAAGAUAUUGUCCACAAGCCAGCCAGCAAUUAAACAAAUUCAAUAAAUUACUGACAAACUCAAUUAAUGAAAGUACAACCCAAAAAUGCACUUCAAAGACGAUUGAGAUUGUUCUUUACCAAAACACUUGCAGUAAUGUGAGCCAAAGUACCUGCAGUGAAGGUGCAAAAUAACACUCAAGUAGUCCUUGAGGAGAAUAAUUAUAUAUAAAUAAAGUCAAGCACAACCAAAUGGGCAAAAGUACGAUGGCGAUGGAUGGGAAAUCCUUCGGCUGCAUCUGUACGCCAAUCCUCGUCAUAAUGAUAAGCAUUUCGAGAGCCUGGACAAUGCAGCAACAACACUUGAGUCCUGCCAUCCAACAGCAUCCUGGAGUUAAAUCAUUAUCUCACAUUGUGGACGGAAAUAACAACCUGUUGCCAAUUGUUUCUGCGCCAUCGACCAACGACAACGAUUACGUUUACAUUGCUUCGGUCAACAGCAAAUUUCCCCAGUUCGGAAACGCUUUGGACGAUGACCAGGAUGCCGAGGAGCAGCAGCCAGAUGAGACCACCUAUCCGCCGCCAGUUUUUGAUUUCGGGAUGCCGAGGAAUAUCACAACCAGGACGGGACACACGGCGGCCAUCAAUUGCCGCGUGGAAAAUCUGGGAGAUAAAUCGGUAUCCUGGAUACGAAAACGCGAUUUGCACAUUCUGACUGCAGGCAUUUUGACCUACACCUCUGACGAGCGUUUCAAGGUGGUGCGUACCGCCGACUCCAAGGAUUGGACAUUGCAUGUGAAAUAUGCCCAGCCACGUGACAGCGGCAUCUACGAAUGCCAAGUGAAUACGGAGCCAAAGAUUUCGAUGGCAUUCCGCCUGAAUGUCAUAGUAACGCCGCCGGAUGCCAAGGCGAUUAUUGCCGGGCCCUCGGAUUUGUACGUCAAAGUGGGCAGCAGCGUGACACUCACGUGCCUCGUGAAGCAGCCAACGUCGACGGCCCAGGACAUCGGGCCCAUCUACUGGUACCGCGGCCCCUACAUUCUCACCCCCUUCGUGGCCCAUCCCAAUGACGCAGCCAUCGAUUUGCAGCGCAUCUCCAUGGAGUCCACGCUCGCCGAGAAGCUCCAGAGCAGAUUACGCAUUGCGAAUGCCCAGCUGCUGGAUACGGGCAACUAUACGUGCAUGCCGACCACAGCGGAAGCGGCCAGCGUGGUGGUCAACGUCAUCAAUGACGAGAGUCCUGCGGCGAUGCAGAAAAGCGCAAGUGACAGGAGUCGCUGCCAUCGACGACUGGUGCUCCUUUUGGCCUUGGUCGCCAGCUCGGUGGUGCGGUGGCUCAUCGGUGGUGGCUGCCACCUGGAGAGAAGCAGCAACAGCUGCCACAUUUCCUGCUCGAAUUUAAGCACUCUGCAUAUCAAUUACUGCAACCUGCACGCAAAAAUCACCAGCAACUCGAAGCCGCAUCGGAAUUUAGCCGAAUCAUGAUAAUUAAGUAGUGGCCACUUUUAAGCAUCUUGUAUAUAAACUGAAUUCAUAGUUAAGCAUAAUUAAUUGUGUAAAUCCGGAAAGUGGAGAAUGGAAGAUGGGAAAACCGUUGUACUGUAAAAUCGACCGAAUAAAUAGUUUAUCUCCAUGCUUCACCCCUUUUGUUACGAAUUGUUUGUAAAACAUUUCAGCUCCCCGCUUUUAUGCAGAAUUCAAGUGGUUUCCCAUCUGGCAUACAGUAUACAGUAAACUAUAAACUACAUUUAAUGCUAAUUUUUAUGCCUAGCGUAAAAAUUUAUGUAACAAUAAAAUUAAAAGAUGGUGCCCGAGUAAUUAUCAAGUGUAACAUUGAACAUUAAACAAAUUUACGCCCGAUAAUAACAUACAUUAGCGAUAACAGAGGGAAAACAGCAUUGCAUUUUUAAUUUCAGAAUGCAAAUAUUAUUAUUAUUCGGGAAUUUUCUGUUAUUGCAAUUAGCUAAUUAUAUUUGUCACUGCGAAAACACUCGAAAACUAAUUGAAAUCAGUUCUCAUUAAAGCGACAAGUGUUAAAGAAAUUACUGUAUUAAAUUACGUUAUCAGCAGAAAAACAUGAAAAGCCCACAAUUAAUUUCACCUCAAUUUAGUUAUAGAUAAUCAGUCUGCAAAAGAGAACGAUUUGUAACCAUAUAUAUCGAAUUUCUCAAUGAGAAACAAUAAAAUGUAUUUUGUUGAAAUAAAAAACCUGAUUUUAACCACA
Drosophila ficusphila is the source of this 2856-nucleotide messenger RNA. RefSeq lists its product as uncharacterized. Gene Ontology annotation, biological process: synapse organization. The transcript is spliced from 8 exons. The coding region runs from base 885 to 2117 and encodes 410 amino acids. Gene Ontology annotation, cellular component: neuron projection membrane. The record is from RefSeq and is a predicted model, not a curated record. NCBI's taxonomy places the organism in Eukaryota, Metazoa, Arthropoda, Insecta, Diptera, Drosophilidae.